AGAACAGUAAAAACAUGCAAAACAAUUUCUGCUGCUUCCCUGUCGGCGCUGCGUGUUGACAUCACCGCUUCACUACGGCCCCGCCUCCGCACUCUGCUGAUGCUCAUCCUCCACUUGCAUCGGCACCAUUUCUGGCAUCCUCAUUAGGCACAGACGCAGAAAGAGACUACCCACCUCUCAGGAGCGGAGAGGCGUGAGACUGCUCGUUAUAGCAUCCCUCGUUACAGACUGGAACUCACAGUCCAGAGGCCCCACAAUCGACGCAUCACUACUCCAGAACCAGCUGAAGAGGAAGCCGUCAGAAAGCACAGCUAGCCUACUCUUAGGAAUGGAGAGCCUGCUGGAUAAUCCAAUGAAAGCCGUUCUGUACCUAAAGGAACUCACCACCAUCGUCCAGAACCAGCAGAGCCUGAUCCAGACGCAGCGCCAGCGCAUCGACGAACUCGAGCGGAAGGUGGAGGACCUGAUCGGAGAGAACCGACAGCUGCGUGACCCCCAUCUCUACGUCCAGCAGCCCUCUCAGCAUCAUCACCACCACCAACACCACCACCAUCACCCGGCUCACCGGAGCGCCGGCCCCCAAGCGUCGGCCCACCUCCACCAGCACACGGUGAGCGCCACCAAGGCGGCGGCUCAACUCUGCCAGCAGCUGCCGCUGCCUCUGCAGCUGCCGCCGCCUCAGCAGCAGCAGCAGCCGCUGCCGCCGCCGCCUCCUCAGCAACAGCAAAUUGCCCAUCAGACAGCCCAGCCUCAGCAGCAGCACCCGACUCCUCCAGCGCCGUCUUCCCACCACCCACAGCAGCUGCAGCUCGUCCCCACCUCGCCGCAGUCACCCAAAGUGAGCAAAGCCGGCUCCGAGUCAGUCGAGGAGGACAACAGGAGCGCCUGCUGCAAGUCUCUGGUUCCACAGACUCCAAGCACUCUCUGCCGCUUGGUUGGAUUGGGCAGAAAAGCAGACAACCAAACCGUUCUUCACCAGUUCUGCUGCCCGGCCCCGGAGGCCCCUGAGGCAGAGACUUCCACUGCCUGUGUCCCCAGCGAGGAACUUUCUCCGGACUCAUCUGUGGGGCAGAAGGGGAAGGGAGGUGAGGGGGAGCUGCAGAGUGAGGACCAGUCACAACCGGAACCAGAACCACCACGACAACAGCCCCAACAGCAGGAGCAAAAGCCUGAGCCACAUACUCUGCCAUCACAGCCCCAGCCUGAGCCAGAACCCCAGACUGAACCUCAGCUGCAGCCUGAAGUUGAACCCCAAUUUGAACCUGAGCACGAACCAUUGCCAGAACCUGAUCCUAAGCCCCAAGUUGAGUUCCUGAGUGAUGUUGUGCAACAGGAUCCUCCUGAACCUCCGUCUCCUUGCAGUGAGGAGAAGAUGGUGGUUGAGACAGAGAAUCACAAAUCAGAAGAGGUUGCUGAGGCAAAGACAGGACAUGAAAGAGAUGAGGUGCAGGGUGAUAGCUGCGAGAUCAAGGCAACACAAGGGGAAGAGGACGAGGGAGAGGGAGGACCUAAAGGAGGUGGUGCAGGCAGAAGGGCCAGUCUACACCACACAGCCUCGCCCCUGAGGGUGCAGCGCAACGGGGCCGGUUCGCACUCUGCCUCCUCUGACUAUGAGCUCUCGCUUGACCUCAAAAACAAGCAGAUCGAAAUGUUAGAGCACAAAUACGGCGGCCACCUCAUCUCUCGCCGCGCUGCCUGCAAGAUCCAGACUGCCUUCCGCCAGUACCAGCUCAGCAAAAACUUUGAGAAAAUCCGAAACUCUCUCCUGGAGAGCCGCUUCCCGCGACGCAUCUCCUUGCGCAAAGUCCGCAUGCAAAACACGGAGGGUUUCUCUGCUGAACGGGCCCUGGCAGAAGGCUGCAACUUGGCAGGCAUUCCAUUGGUGCGGUCGCCAUCUCUGCCUGCCUCUGUUGGCAGCACCUUGACCGAUCUGGAGGACUCAUUCACGGAACAGGUCCAGUCACUUGCAAAGUCUAUUGACGAUGCACUCAGCAACUGGAGCCUGAAGACCAUGUGCUCACUACAAGAAGGCAGCGCCUAUCAGUUCAGUGCUGACUCCUUUAAUGCAGCAGCAGCUGCUGCCGCUUCAGGUGUAGGAGGGGGUGGCGAAAGAGGCGGAAUGGGACAAGCAACAGUUCAUCAAGCUCCGGUUGAUCCAAGUGACCUGUCAAGAAGUGCAAGUAAGCUGAUGAUGGCCUUUCGGGAUGUAACAGUGCAGAUUGACAGCCAAAACUUUACAGUUUCAUCCUCAGUUAUGGAAUCAUCAACUUCAGUCACUCUGGGCAGCUGCAUUCAACAGCAAGGGGCCUCCACCACUGUAACAACAACUUCCCCAACAACAAAUUCCACACCAGUUCUUGUCACAGAUGGACCAUCAGAGCAACCCCCACCCCCAGAGGCUCCCACAGAACAAAUAGAUGUCCCACCACCACAUCAAGAGUGCCCACCUCCCCAUACAGAGACAGAAAUAGAAGAAAGUGAGCAGGAAGUUGAAUUUCCUGCCCCUCCCCCUAGCGAAGAGGAGCUGAGUGAGGAUACCCAACCUCCCCUCACCCAUCUAGAUAAGAUAUCUGCCAUUCAAAGCCUAGAGGAGGUGGCACUACCACCACCACCACCUCCACCAACAGAGCCCACUCAUGCCCCUCCACCACAGGACCCUAUGCUGCUGAGAAGCUCUCCUGUGGUGGAGCCUCUCGAUGUCAAGAGAUGUGGCUCAGAGACAGCAGACAACAGCUCAGAGCAGAUGAGCAGCAGCAGCACGUCCACCGAGGCGCGGUCGACAUCUGAGGCCUCAUCCAAAGAGGCACUUCAGGCCAUGAUCCUCAGCCUUCCACGCUACCACUGUGAGAAUCCUGCCAGCUGUAAAUCCCCAACACUGUCCACCGACAUCAUGCGAAAACGCCUGUACCGGAUUGGCCUCAACCUCUUCAAUCUAAACCCUGACAAAGGCCUUCAGUUCCUGAUCUCCCGUGGUUUCAUCCCGGACACGCCCAUUGGUGUAGCCCACUUUCUGCUCCAGAGGAAGGGCCUUAGCCGACAAAUGAUUGGAGAAUUCCUGGGAAACAGCAAGAAGCCAUUCAACAGAGAUGUCUUAGACUGUGUGGUGGAUGAGAUGGACUUCUCAGGCAUGGAGCUGGAUGAAGCACUGAGGAAGUUUCAGGCCCACAUUCGGGUCCAGGGAGAAGCUCAGAAAGUGGAACGUCUUAUUGAGGCUUUCAGCCAGCGGUACUGUAUGUGCAACCCUGAUGUGGUGCAGCAGUUUCACAACCCAGACACCAUCUUCAUCCUGGCCUUUGCCAUCAUCCUUCUCAACACUGAUAUGUACAGCCCCAACAUCAAGCCAGACCGCAAGAUGCUGUUGGAGGACUUCAUACGCAAUCUGCGAGGUGUCGAUGAUGGAGCUGAUAUUCCCAGAGACAUGGUGGUGGGCAUCUAUGAAAGAAUACAACUGAGAGAGCUACGCUCAAAUGAAGAUCACGUCACUUAUGUCUCCAAAGUUGAGCUGUCCAUUGUAGGCAUGAAAACGGUUCUCUCUGUCCCUCACAGAAGAUUAGUGUGCUGUAGUCGACUUUUUGAGGUAACAGACGUCAACAAGGCACAGAAACAGGCAGCACACCAGAGGGAAGUCUUCCUCUUCAACGAUCUGAUUGUGAUUUUGAAGCUUUGUCCAAAGAAGAAGAGCUCUGCUGCCUAUACUUUCUGCAAAGCUUUGGGCCUACUUGGCAUGCAGUUCCAUCUUUUUGAAAAUGAAUACUACCCUCAUGGAAUCACUAUCCUCUCCCCAUAUGGUUCAGACAAGAAGCAAGUACUCCACUUUUGUGCCCAAAGUGCUGAGGAGCUGCUCAAGUUUGUCGAAGACCUGAAGGAAUCAAUUGCAGAGGUGUCAGAGAUGGAGCAGAUACGCAUCGAGUGGGAGCUGGAAAAGCAACAAGGAGCCAAGACCCAGUCAGUUAAGAGCAAUGGGACACAGCUAGAGCUGCGCAGUAAACUGGGCUCCCUAUCAGGGGUUGUUGGCUGGACCAAAGUGCAGGCAGGAACUCGAGAACAUCAUGGAAACACAGAGAUAGAUGAAAGAAGUGGACACAAUGCAGUUGAGGUGUCAAUUCACAACAGGCUUCAGACGUACCAGCUCAGCAGCAGCAGUGCGGCUCGGAGUCCUGAGAGCGCGGCCCUUCUUAACAGCCACGGAGAGCUGCUUUUCCAGCAGGGUUUAACACAGGGGCCGGUGCCUCCACCUCAGCACCCGCAGCUGCAUUCCACGGCGAGCACCCCCGCCCAUCAUCUCCCCAUUCAGCUGCAGCACCAACCCGCCGUGAGCGUGGCCGAUCUACGGCCUGAGGCGCUCAUCCAGUGCCAGCAGAUUGUCAAAGUCAUCAUGCUCGACAGCAGUGGCCACGGACGUGUGGAGGCCUUCCUCAGACAGACGCCCACCCACCACCACUACCAGCAUCACCACCACCAGCUGAGCCAGUCCGCGAUGUCCACCCCCAUUCGUUCGCCAGAUGGCUUCUACGGCAAUGAUGGGCACCAGCCCCCGCUGCCUCCCCCACCUCCACCCUACAACCACCCACACCAGUAUAUACCCCCGGACCCUCGCCUCAGUCUACACCGGACCCCUAGUGGCUCUCGGAGCAUGGUGUAAAUAAAUAGACGUAUAAUUUCACAUAAACCUUCCUUCUGCCUAUUUAACAUACAUAUGUACAUAAUGUAAAGAUGCUGUAAACAUACAGAGGAAAGCUAUAAUGAUAAAAUAAAAUUCCACUUAUAUGCAUAUAUUUAAGGAAAAUAUUAAAAUAAUAACGGUUUUAAAUCAGACUAGGAGAAAUAAAGUGCAUAUAUAUAUAUAUAUAGUUUUACUCGAUUGCUCAUGUAUUUUGAAAUAUGUAGUUUUAACAAAUUUCUAUAACUUUCACAUUAGUUUUAACUCCUGCAAAAGGGGGAAAAAAAAGAACUAUAGAUACUAAAUUUAGUUUGAGGGUGAAUUCCUUGUCCACCUCCUACCACAAAUGAAUCCUUAAAACGUUUUGUGAAAUUUCCAAGAAUGGAUGCUCAGCACUCCGACGACCUCCUGCUUCUGUUUUUUUUUUCUUGUCCCAGACCCCAUGCCUACUUACUGUGCUGUAUGUGCACGUGUGUGUAUAGCUGAUGCUUAAUGGAAAACGUGCCAAAAAUACAUAUGCCUCCACUAAACAAUGACUUGUUUGCACUUGACUGAAUGCUAGGGCUUAAAGAGAAAAAAAAAGGAAUAAAACAUUAUUUAAGAUAGUAGUCAUUUCAGGCCUCUUCUAGCCACUUGCGCUUUUGCUGACUUAUUUAUGUGAUGGAGGGCCUUCUUCUCUUCCUCUCAACUCCUUUAGAUAAAAAAAAAAUGAAAUGGCUUUCUGCAAAAAGCUGUUUUUGUUUUCAAAUCUUCAUUUGUAUUGUGUCUGUUUCACCAAAGAAUACUUGUGGUUCAUAGACCAUAGAUCUGUGGUUCUCAAACAUUUUAUAACAAGUACCACUUUAGUAAAGUUUUCUGCUUACCACCACACUGACAGACAUAAAAACAGCAAUGCAUCAGGAUUUGGAGUUUUUCAGUUGAGUGAUUAUGGGAUUUAUACUGUAUAAAGAAAAUAAAAAUAAAAGAUUAUUAUCAAUUUGUACUGCAGGAUUGUUGCAGAAUACUAUUUAUGUGUGUGUUCCAUAUUUAAUUUUUAUUUUCCAGAUUAAAAUGAACAUGAAGGUCAAACAAAGUUCGAAUUUGAAUUGGGAAAGUUGUUGGUAUCUGACUAACCAAACCUCAAAAUCCAAUAUUGCUCUUUUACAUAUGGUAGUCAUUUUGAUUACUUUUUAUGAUUUUAAUUUCAUAAAAUUUUUCAUAUACAGUGCUGCACAACCUAUUUUAAACAUCAUUAGGUUGUACAGUAGGGGCAGCGGGUUAUUCCGAAUAACAACCUAAGCAAUCAAAACAUACAAAUAAAUCAGCACAAAUAUGUCUAUAAAUUAUAUUAUUUGUAACAAAGUGGAAUGACAGAGUUCAAAAGUAUUGAACACAUUUACUGAAAUGGUAGAAAUGUCUUAGUUGGAGAUGAUAGCUUCUAGUCAUGGUCCUGUAUAUAGAAACUAGUCACAUACAUUAUUCAGUGGUGAUUUUGGCCCAUUCUGACACACCCGACCACAAACUUUACUGUGGGUAUGGUAUUUUUAGGGUCUUGUGCAGAGCUAUUUCUCCUCCACCUGGUGUUUGCAAUAACAUCAAAGUGUCAAGAAAGUUCCAUUUUAGUUUAAUCUGACUAGAUCUCUUCCAACAUUUCAACAAUCUGUCCAAACCUUCAAACAGGUUUCAACAAGGUUUUUCUCAAGCAAUUGAGUCUUGUGCAGUGAGGGUUCAUAGAGGCCAUGAUAAUUGGGUAAAUUACUAAUUAUUUUCUCAACCUCUCAACAACUCUUGGGCAAAUCUGAUUAUUCUUUAUUCUGUUCUUUACACUUCCAGACUAUUUGCCCAGUGAUGCUUGCUGGAGAAUUCUGAAGUUUAAAAAUAUGUCUGUAACCAAUACCAUUAGUAUGUUUUGCAACAAUAAAGUUGUGGAGGUCUUACCCAUUAUUAGGUGCUUCUUGUGCAUUAUCUUGGCAAUGGUAAAGCUUUUUACAGGCCAUCAGUUAGGACUAAACCAGCUAACAUUAAUUUUCACUGAUAAGUGGCAGGAUUGCUUUCUAAAUACCGAUAGAUUUCAGCUUUUUCUUGGGGUUCUAUGCUUUUCUGCUCUACAUUUUCAACAUGCGUUCAAUGCCUUUUUCUUUUGUCAUUCUACUCUAUUACAUGUGACUUAUGGACUAUUUAGUUUUGAUUUCUUUGUAAGUGUUGAUUACAUCAGCAGCAGUCCUCAUUCUCAUUCAAUGGAAUGAGAAAGUGUUUUCAAAAUUGUGACUGGUAGUGUAUUUACUGUUUUAAGUGAGCAGUAGCCUGGUCACUCAGAAUGUUAGGUAGCAAUCCCACUAGUUUUUGAACAUGGAACAGGAACACAGUUAAUAGAAACACUAAUAGCUACCAUACUAAUAGUUACUGUUUUAAUUUGUACUUGGAAUUCUAAAAAAUGUCCCCAUUGCACUUCUCUUUUGAGACAAUCCUGAUGAAGUAGUUCUUAGCAUGCUCAUCUUCAUUACUGUUGGGUUUUUAAUGCCCUACAUAACCUUGCAAAGAAAGGUUCCACAUUUUCUUGAGUACCACUAAAGACAUUAGUUGUACUUGUACCACAGUUUGAGAACCAUGGCCACAGAUCGUAUAACAUUUAGGAUUUAUAGAAAUCAAAAACAACCAUGAGAAUUAGUUACUAGUGAACUACAUUAAGUUAAUCCAAGGAGGUCCAUCUUCUUGAUGGCAUUAAAGAAUUCAUCUGCUUACAGAAGGGUAUUGUUUCUUACUGUAUGUAAAACCUUUCACAUCUAACAUACUGUAUGUGUAACACUCUGUGAUCAGUUGCAGUCUUGUCAAAUGUACCCUUUUCAGGAAUUCCCAACUGAAUUCUUGCUAAGAUGCAUCUGAUACAAUUUUUUCAAUGUUAAAAUCUGUGUUUUCAUUAAUAUGCCUUUGUGCAACCAUUGUCUGUGUUCCCAUUGGUGGAUUACUGCCUGUUCUUCAGCAAAACUGUCUACGCCUUUAAUUCCCACAUCCCCAAGCUGUCAUCCCGGAUUCUUGACCAUUUUCUCUUCUGUCAUGAUCUUUCAGACUUGACAUUUUACAGGAAAAAAAGGCAAGAACUACAUGCUGGUUAUACUGCUUAUUUUAAGAAUGGACAAAAAAAUGCAAAUCUGAUCUUUUUCUGUUUCACCUCAGCUUAGAUUGUAAAUACCACGUGCGAGUGGAGUCAGGGAGGACAUGCAAGCUACCUUCAGCCCUUUUCAAAUUGCCAUCACCUGGUGGCGUGUCCUUCCUGCUGAUCUAGGUGAGCAUCUGCCCUAGCCCGGGAGCGUCCUUCUCUGAAAACUUAUGCCCCACCAGGUACCGUGGAAUGGAUGUUCAGUUAACUCUGCUCCCAUCUGACCUCCAUGUGUCUGAUUUGUUGAUUUAUAAUCACACACCCAGUGUGGGAAGGUCUCUAUCUCAUCUUUUUGUCAUUUUCCCCACUUUCACCUUGUGAAAAGACAACAGAGGCAGGGGGAACAAAAGCAAAAAGUGAGUGUGUGUUCCAGUAGGCAUAACUGAUGAGUGUUCAUUCUAAACAAAUCCAUCCACCCUGUUGUUUCCAUCCCACUGAUUGCUUUUAUUGUUUUUUUCAUAAUGCAAUGAGAGGAAUUAGCACUUUAAAAAUGAAUGAACAGCUCGGAUGAUUAGUUUAAUACUUUCACUGGCUUGGAACACAUUUUCAAAGGUUAUACAAUGAAUUUUAGCAGAUUACAUUGAGUUAUGAUGUUCUGGAUUAUACACUGAUUUAUGAUGAUUGCACUCAUUUGUUUGUUUGAAUCAACUUUCAGACAAAAAUAAUGGAUAUUCUUGUUUUUGUUAGUUUUUUUUUUCAUGCAUGACAUCUGUUUUAAAAUGUAUUGAAUCCUGAUUCCAAAAUGACUUGAUAUUAUCGGGCAUGAGUGAUAUAUUAUGUUUUUGGUUUUUGAUUGCUAACAUCGCUGUGAGACUAAAAACAAACAAUACGUUUUAGUGCCUCGUGACAAAGCAGUCGCCUGUUACAUGGACAUUAUUCUGUGUCUUUUUUAAUUUAUCUAUCCUGUUUUUUUUUUUCUCAGUUUGAACAAUGUGUUUUAGGCAUUUCAGAGCACCGAUAUGAUGGGUGGGCAAUGAACAUGAACACAAGACAGACUAAAUGGUUGGAUUUGAGUGAAACAUUCAAUGUAGCAAUUCGAAAGUGUAGCAAAUGGAACAUGUAAGGCAGAAACCUUUAAAAGGGCUUCGUCAUACCAGUGUACACCUUCUUGAGUUUAUGAUAAAUGGAUCUUGAUGGCCUAUUUAACACUGUGUCUGUUCAAAAUCAUAUAAAUAGAUACACAUAGACAUGUUUGAGGCUACCCAGGUGAAACCAUCUUAUCCGUCAGUUGAAUCAUUCCUCUACUUGUCUUUACAGUAUAUUAACUUGAAAUUAAAGAUUAUUUAAGUAAAUUGA
This is a messenger RNA of Girardinichthys multiradiatus, 9092 nucleotides long. It is a transcript of the gene iqsec3a, whose product is annotated as IQ motif and Sec7 domain ArfGEF 3a. The record is from RefSeq and is a predicted model, not a curated record. Lineage: Eukaryota; Metazoa; Chordata; Actinopteri; Cyprinodontiformes; Goodeidae. The transcript is spliced from 15 exons. Bases 329 to 4642 code for a protein of 1437 amino acids. Gene Ontology annotation, molecular function: guanyl-nucleotide exchange factor activity; protein binding. Gene Ontology annotation, biological process: regulation of ARF protein signal transduction; actin cytoskeleton organization.